AUGUCUUCCCCUGAUAUUGUCAAAGUGUUACUGUAUCUUGUUCAGGAGUCGGAAAAUACCUCUCUUGAAAGAUAUACUGCUGCUGCCCUAGAAUCUUCCGAGGUCUACACUCAACUUCAGCUCUUGAAAUAUAUGCUAACCGUGAGAAGUCCAGAUCCACCAUUACCAACAGAAAUCAAUCAGGAUAUAAAUAGAAUACUUUUUCACCGAUCACAUAAUAAACUCUUUACUUCGAGGCACUCUAUAAAAGAAAAGCUCCGUUUUGCUGAUUUAUCUCCAAAACUAUCCAUUUGGAAGGGAGAUAUCACCACUAUUUCUGAUGUCACAGCCAUAGUAAACGCAGCGAAUUCAGCCCUUUUGGGCUGUUUCCAGCCUAGUCACCGUUGCAUUGAUAAUAUCAUCCACGCUGCCGCUGGGCCAGAUUUACGUCGUGCUUGUUAUAAUCUUGUUGAGCAAAGAGAUUUUACUCAAGAACCAGUCGGAAGUGCCCAAAUUACGCCUGGAUUUAAUUUACCUGCCAAAAUGGUAAUACAUACAGUUGGUCCCCUGCUUCUCCCUGGAAGUGAACCUAAUCAAGAAGAAAUAUCACAGUUGGCAGCUUGUUACACUUCUAGUUUAGCAAAGUUGGAAGAACAAGAAGAGGACGGGAACGACAAGUCGAUUGUUUUUUGUUGCAUUUCCACAGGCUUGUUUUCUUUUCCAAAUGAUAUUGCUUCAAAUAUUGCAAUAGAAUCUGUGAGAAAUUACUUCUCUGAACAUCCACACUCUUCUAUUUCUGAAGUUAUUUUCAACGUAUUCACUGAAACGAAUCUCAAGUUGUAUCGGCAAAAUUUUGCUGAAUACCAAGAGAGGGAAAUUCUUGUGCCAAUUGAACAACCCAUAUUUGAAACACAUCACCCAAUUAUAGAAGUUUCGAAAAAGUUAAUUCAAGAUACAGAUUACCUUAUUGUUAGUGCUGGGGCUGGAUUGUCAGCUAGUGUGGGACUCGAUUACUCUUCUAAUGAAGUGUUCGACAAACACUAUAGAAAUUUUAAAAAGUACGGACCAACAAGGCUCUACGAGACAAUCGGUCAUCAAUGGCCAUCUAAGCUAGUAGAAUGGAGUUUCUGGUUCCAUCAUUAUGAAACUGUUUCCCGUUGGCCAGCAUCUGAGAGCUAUCAGAAGUUGGUAAGAAUGUUGAAUUGUGCAACUAAUUCCUUUGUCAUUACAAGCAAUGCAGAUGGCUUUUUUAUAAAGAACGGAUAUGAUCCUAAGAAGGUUUACAGUAUCCAAGGAAACUAUUAUUGGAUACAGUGUCCAAUAAAGUGUACACAAGAUUCUUUCAGGCCUAUGGAUGCUGAACUUCAGAAAGUUAAACCAUACAUUGAUCUCUCUACGAACUUAUUGAUGGAUUCCUCUCACAUUCCAAGGUGCGAGAAUUGUGGACAUAUUAUGACUAUGUGCCUCAGGGGAGGUUGGAAAUUUAAUGAUACACCCAUGGAGACAGAGAAAAAGAAGUAUAAGGAACUUUUGAAUAAAAUAGUGAGAGAGAACCAAAAAGCAGUGUUAUUAGAGUUUGGAGUUGGUCUCAACACUCCAAGUGUUUUGAGAUGGCCCAAUGAAGAAUUGGCAAGUGAAAACGAAAAUAAUUUCACUUUGAUAAGGGUUGGUAAUGGUCCAAGUAGUACAGUGCCUAUCGAAUACAUAGAGAAGGAGAAUUUCAUAGUGAUAGAUGCUGAUGCCAGCGAAGUGAUCGACUUAUUGGUUUCUUGA
This is a messenger RNA of Scheffersomyces stipitis CBS 6054, 1752 nucleotides long. RefSeq lists its product as uncharacterized. The coding region runs from base 1 to 1752 and encodes 583 amino acids. The transcript has a single exon. Lineage: Eukaryota; Fungi; Ascomycota; Pichiomycetes; Serinales; Debaryomycetaceae. The record is from RefSeq and is a predicted model, not a curated record.